AUGAUUUGUAUUGGAAAUUCAAAGAAAGAGAAGAUGAAGAUAAAAAUAAGUAGUAAAGAAGACAAUGAGAAAUAUUCAAUUAGAACAAACCCAAAUAUCAUUAUAAUUGAAGGAGGAUAUGCAUAUGAAUUUGAGUUAUUCAUUACAAUCAAAUGUAUAACUAAAAUCAACGAUAAAAUAAUGAUAAUUAGUAAAACACUUAAUAAAGCACAAGAAGAAACAAUCAAAAGUAUUUCUAUUGAAGGAGAAACAGAAAUAUCAACACAACUUGAUCCUGAUGAAAUAAAAGAAGAAAAGAAAAUAGGAGAAGGAAUAUUUGGAAUUGUUUAUGUUGGAGAAUUUAGAGGAAAUAAAGUAGCAAUUAAGAAAAUGAAACAAGUUGAAGAAAGUGAAGAUAAAAAGAAAGAAUUUGAGAAAGAAGUAGCAAUGUUAGAUAAAUUUCAAGAUGAAUAUAUCAUUCAAUUUUAUGGAGGAGUAUUUAUUCCUAAUAAAAUAUGUAUGGUAACGGAAUUUGCAGAAUAUGGAUCAAUACAAAAUAUAAUGAAUAAAAGAAAAAUUACAGAAAUAUCAAAGAAAAUAAGAAUCAAAUUUAUGAUAGAUGGAGCAAAAUGA
Entamoeba histolytica HM-1:IMSS is the source of this 612-nucleotide messenger RNA. RefSeq names its product serine/threonine kinase, putative. The transcript has a single exon. The coding region runs from base 1 to 612 and encodes 203 amino acids. Gene Ontology annotation, molecular function: ATP binding; protein kinase activity. NCBI's taxonomy places the organism in Eukaryota, Evosea, Mastigamoebida, Endamoebidae. The record is from RefSeq and is a predicted model, not a curated record. Gene Ontology annotation, biological process: protein phosphorylation.